UUGACGGAAGCAAUUUAAUUUUCUUGUCAGAAUUUGCGUAUAUAAACCUGAAGACCCUUUAGGAAACCAAAAUAUUGAGAAACAAUAGAAAAAAAAAAUGGAUCUGAAAGUUGAAACUGGAGGAGCUUACAAAGAUGAGAGAUUGGGUUGGGGCAAAUCUUUGCCAGUUCCAAGCAUCCAGGACAUUGUCAGGAAUGAUUUUCAAUCAGUUCCUGAAAGAUACAUACAUGAAAACAUGGACAGGCCACAAGUGCCUGACAACUUGCUUGCUUCACUUGAAAUUCCUAUCAUAGAUUUCUCUUUGCUAACUAAAGGAGAUGAAGAUGAAAUAAGGAAGCUAGACUUUGCCUGCAAGGAGUGGGGCUUUUUCCAGAUAAUAAAUCAUGGGGUUGGAGAGAAGGUCCUGAAUAAGAUGAAGGCAGCUGUAGCAGCUUUUUUUGCACUGCCACUCGAAGAGAAAAAGAAGUAUGCAAAGGCAGCAAAUGAAAUUCAAGGAUAUGGGCAAAACUUUGUCGUCUCGGAGGACCAGAAACUUGAUUGGUCGGACAUGAUAUACUUAAUCACUGUCCCUCCUGAAAACAGGAAUUUCAAGUUCUGGCCACUUACUUUACCAGGUUUCAAAGAAGCAGUUGAAGAAUACUCAGCAGAAAUACAAAAGGUUGCUGAGGAAAUCUAUGCUAACUUUUCAGUUUUAAUGGGACUGGAUAGAGAUGGUUUAAAAAGAUUGCAGGGAGAGCUCAAACAAGGAAUAAGAAUGAACUAUUACCCUGUUUGUUCAAGGCCUGAUCUUGUUCUUGGUAUCAGCCCUCAUUCUGAUGGUAGCACAUUCACCUUGCUUCUGCAAGAUGAUGAGGUCACUGGCCUCCAAAUUAGGCACAAAGAAGCCUGGAUUCCUGUUAAACCAAUUCCAAAUUCCCUUGUGGUGAACAUUGGUGAUGCUACAGAGAUUCAGAGCAAUGGAAUGUACAAAAGCAUUGAACAUAGAGCCAUCACGAAUGAGGAGAAACCAAGAAUAUCAAUUGCAACAUUCAUGUUCCCAGACGAUGAACAAGAAAUUGGUCCGCUUGAAUCAAUGAUAGAUGAUCACCAUCACCCUAGAAUGUACAGAAAUAUCAAGUACAUUGAUUAUAUCAGGGAAAAGUUUGCCAGGAGAAUGGAGGGAAAAGCACACACUGAUUUUGUGAAGUUAACAAGGAAGUAA
Molecule: messenger RNA, 1201 nt
Organism: Durio zibethinus
Lineage: Eukaryota; Viridiplantae; Streptophyta; Magnoliopsida; Malvales; Malvaceae
Product: protein LATERAL BRANCHING OXIDOREDUCTASE 1-like
Source: RefSeq, a predicted model, not a curated record